AUGCGCCGUAGGAAUGCGAAGACCGUAACAUUUACGAGCCCAACAUACAUAGAAGCAUCUGACAUAGAGUUUUCGACGGAUGACGAACUGGAUGAAGUUGCUUCUUUGACCGAUGCGGAUGGAUUGCGAGGGGAUGUUGACGACUUACAAGAGAGUGAACAUGAGGACAUUGUUGUCGAGCCUCUCCGACCGAAGUCGCAAAGAGACAAGGCAAGCGAGGAUUUGGAAACAGUACACGAAGCGAAAGAAUCUGAUCGGGCCAGCCCCGAAAAACAACGAUCUAGUGCUGAGUUGUUGGAGUCUGAAGAUUCAUUCUUCAAGGAUGACACUGUUGAGACGAAGAAGAUCUCUCUUACACCCAACCUCCUCCGCGACGAGGUUGGAAGUAGUAGCGUGGCUAAUGACGCAAGAGAGGUAGGAUACACUUCAUAA
Molecule: messenger RNA, 432 nt
Organism: Aspergillus oryzae RIB40
Lineage: Eukaryota; Fungi; Ascomycota; Eurotiomycetes; Eurotiales; Aspergillaceae
Exons: 2
Coding region: 1-432 (143 amino acids)
Biological process (GO): establishment or maintenance of actin cytoskeleton polarity
Cellular component (GO): cell tip; microtubule cytoskeleton
Source: RefSeq, a predicted model, not a curated record